Molecule: messenger RNA, 2040 nt
Organism: Selaginella moellendorffii
Lineage: Eukaryota; Viridiplantae; Streptophyta; Lycopodiopsida; Selaginellales; Selaginellaceae
Product: probable N-acetyltransferase HLS1
Exons: 3
Coding region: 331-1587 (418 amino acids)
Molecular function (GO): acyltransferase activity, transferring groups other than amino-acyl groups
Source: RefSeq, a predicted model, not a curated record
CGUCCAUCGCCAGUCUUCGGUUUGGCUUUGCUUGCUUCUUCUUGCUUUGUGUUGUGUUGGUCCUGGUUUUUAAUUUUAUUUUUAUUUUUUUAGCGUGGCUUGUUUGUUCUCUUGCUGUCCCGCGUUGCUAUAUAGCGUAGCCAGCGCCACGCUUGCUCUCUCCAACAGAGAGCUCCAAGCGAUCUUUUCUAGCGUCGAGAGGAUUUUCGCGACAUCGAUACGAGCGAGCCACUCCUUUUUUGCGAGGAUAUCUCCCGCGAGAGAGAGGAGAGAGGAAUCGUGGUGGAGUAAUCUUUGGAUUUGUUUCUUUCGUGGAAGGGAGAGGGAGAGAUGGAGCUGCGCGUGAGGAAGUAUGAUCCUUUGGGCGACGCGAGGCGAGUGGAGGAGCUAGAGCGGCUGUGCGACGCCGGGCCGAGCGGUUCCAUGUCGCUCUUCGCGGAUUCCAUGGGCGAUCCGCUGGGGAGGGUGCGGCAUUUCGCGCUCUACACAAUGCUGGUCGCCGAGAUUGGCGAGGAGAUUGUGGGAGUGAUCCGGGCGGGGAUCAAAGAGAUGGUGUGCGGCAGGAAGCGGCUGAGCGGUGGCAGCGGCAAGGAAUCGGCCAUUCGCGCUCGCUGCGCCUACAUUCUCGGCCUCCGGGUGUCGCCGCUCCACAGGAGGAAAGGGAUCGGCCUGGCGCUGGCGAGGAGGAUCGAGCAGUGGUGCCGCGACAAGGGCGCCGCCUACGCCUACAUGAUGACCGAGAAGAGCAACGUCGCGUCGUCGGGGCUGUUCGUGGGCAAGCUCCAAUUCCGCCCGGUGCGCAGCCCCAGCAUCCUCGUCCACCCCGUGUUCCAGCACUGGGAAUCGAUUCCCUCCCACAUCCGCCUCACGCGCCUGGCGCCCGCCGACGCCGCCGAGAUCUACCGCUGCUACAGCGGCGCCACCGAUUUCUUCCCCGCCGCGGACAUCGAUUCCAUCGUGGGCAACGCCCGCUGCUGCGCGGGGACCUGGCUCGCCACGCUCAAGGCCGAAUCAACGCCGAGCUCGGGCAUGGCGGCGCCGCUGGACCGCCGCCAUCCCCGCCGCCAAGUCUCCGUGAAGAAGCUGCUCGAGGGGGUGUUUAGCUCGUGGGCGGUGGUGAGCGUGUGGAAGACGAACGAGAUCUUCACGCUGGAGGUGAGCGGCGCGCCGUGGCGGAUCCGCGCGGCGGCGGCGGCGUCGCGGGCGCUGGAUCGCGCGCUGCCGUGGCUGCGAAUCUCCUCCUUCCCGGACGUGUUCCAGCCGUUUGGGAUCCACUUCCUCUUCGGGAUCGCGGGCGGCGGCGCGCGAUCGGGCGAGCUGGUGGCGGCGCUGUGCAAGAACGCGAGGAAUGUGGCGCGGCGGAAUGGCUGCGCGGUGGUGGCGGCGGAGAUGGGGGCGGCGGACCCUCUGCUCGGAUCGGUGCCGCAUUGGAAGAGCUUGUCCACCAUGGACGAUCUGUGGUGUGUCAAGGACUUGGUGGGGAUCAAGAACACCGGCGCCACCGUCACUGCCACGCCCGAUUCGGGUGAGAAUUGGAUGGAUUUGCCCAUGGGCUCCCCUGUUUUCGUGGAUCCCAGAGACUUCUAGGCCUAUAGCAAGCCUAGGAUCGCUGACAAACUCCAGGAUCACCAUCACUCUCUCACUCACGCGCGAGGAUAACAAUCGAUGGAGCAACCAUCCACACAAACGCGGUUUUGGCGGAACGACUUUGUCUCACUGCCUGCGAUCGCGGGCACUACAAUUCUUCUCGUUGGCUCGUUCCGCUCGCUCGCAAGAGAUUCGUGGAAGAUCAGCUCCAGACCAAUCAACGCGAAUCCGCUACGUAUGAUUCAAGCAUUUCACUCUGCCAGGAAAGGAAGAACACCAAAAGUGUGACGAGCGAAAAACAAAGCAAAAGCUGUUGGUUUGGUGGUUGUUUUAUUCGCAUGAUUAGUAAAAGUUGACGGUGUGGUGGUACUGUGAUGAGGAAAUAUAGAUAUUGUAGCCUAUAGCAUUCAUAAAAAGUUGGCAUCCCAUUGGUGUGUCUCUGAGAUAUGCAAA